UUUUCUAAUCUGUAAACUAAAAUUGGGCAUGACCAUGGGGGCCAGGCUGUGGGUGUAGCCACUGAGACAGCUGGGGGAGAGCGAGAGAGGAGGAAAGGCAAGCCAGCACCAGCCAAGCAGCCUGCACUCCUGCUGGGGAAGAUGGGGGAGACAGAGGAGGAGAAGGACCAGGCAGGGAAGCUGUUUGAGAACUUCAUCCAAGCCUCCACCUGUAAGGGCACCCUGCAGUCCUUCAACCUCCUGUGCAGGCUGCUGGAUCUAGACCCUCAGGACCAUGAGACGUUCUACUGUAGUCUGAAGACCAGGCUCACCUCCUGGAGGGCCAAGGCCCUCUGGACCAAGCUGGACAAGAGAACCUGCCACAAGGAGUAUAAGAAGGGCCAGGCUUGUGUGGGCACCAAGUGCCUGAUCAUUGGGGGAGGUCCAUGUGGCUUGCGGACGGCCAUCGAGCUGGCUCUGCUGGGGGCCAAGGUGGUGGUGAUUGAGAAGAGGGACACCUUCUCCAGGAACAACGUGCUGCACCUGUGGCCCUACACCAUCCACGACCUCAAGGGCCUCGGGGCUAAGAAGUUCUACGGCAAAUUCUGCGCUGGAGCCAUAGACCACAUCAGUAUUCGUCAGCUCCAGCUCAUGCUGCUGAAGAUCGCCCUGCUCGUAGCUGUGGAGUUCCAUGUCAAUGUGGAGUUUGUCAAACUGCUGGAACCUCCAGAGAACCAGGAGAAUAACGGGCCUGGCUGGAGAGCUGAGAUCAGGCCUGCCGAUCACCCCGUGGCAAACAUUGACUUUGACGUGGUGGUGGGGGCUGAUGGGAGGAGAAAUACCCUGGAAGGGUUCAAGAGGAAGGAGUUCCGUGGUAAGCUGGCUAUCGCCAUCACGGCCAACUUUGUCAACAGGAACACCACGGCCGAGGCCAAGGUGGAGGAGAUCAGCGGUGUGGCCUUCAUCUUUAACCAGAAGUUCUUCCUGGACCUCAAAGAGGAGACAGGUAUUGACCUGGAGAACAUUGUGUACUACAAGGACAACACACACUACUUUGUCAUGACAGCAAAGAAGCAGAGCCUACUGGACAAGGGUGUCAUCAUUCACGACUACAUAGACACAGAGAUGCUGCUGAGCAGUGAGAAUGUGAACCAGGAAGCUCUGCUGGGUUAUGCCCGUGAAGCUGCUGACUUUGGCACCAACUACCAGCUUCCCACGCUGGACUUUGCCAUAAAUGCCUGUGGCCAGCCGGACGUGGCCAUGUUUGACUUCACCAGCAUGUAUGCCUCGGAGAACGCAGCGCUGGUCAGAGAACGCUUCGGACAUCAGCUACUGGUGGCACUGGUUGGGGACAGCUUGUUAGAGCCGUUCUGGCCAAUGGGUACAGGGUGUGCGAGAGGCUUCCUGGCUGCUUUUGACUCAGCCUGGAUGGUGAAAAGGUGGGCUGAGGGCAGGACCCCUCUGGAGGUGCUAGCUGAGAGGGAGAGUCUUUACAGAAUCCUGCCGCAGACAACCACUGAAAACAUUGGCAAAAACUUUGAGCAGUACACCAUUGACCCGGGGACUCGGUAUCCCAACCUCAUCUCCACCUGUGUCAGGCAAAACCAGGUGCGUCACCUGUACAUCAAUGGAGAGCUGCCAGUGAAGUCGUGCUCUCUGGAGCGUAAUGGUACAAUACGUCGCCCUGUGAACCUGGCCAGACGAGAGUCGGAGAUCAGGCCGGGCAGGCUGCUGACGUGGUGUCAGAAACAGACCGAGGGCUACAGGAACGUGAGCGUGACAGACCUGACCACCUCGUGGCAGAGCGGCCUGGCUCUCUGUGCCCUCAUCCACCGGUUCAGAUCCCACCUCAUAGAGUUUGAUUCGCUGAAUGAGGAGGAUUCGGCUAACAACCUCCAGCUGGCAUGUGACCUGGCUGAGCGGGAGUUUGGGAUCCGGCCCUUCACCACUGGGGUGGAGAUGGCUGCUGGUCAGGAACCAGACAAGACCAGAAUGGUCACCUACCUCUCCAAGUUCUACGAGCUGUUCCGUGGCACCCCCCUGCCCGUCUCAGAUUCUAGAGGGGCCGACGAAAACAGUGAAGACUAUCCUUCAAAGGCAGUCAGAAGUAUGAACAAAGUUCUGAACUUGGUACCAAGAAAAAGGGUACCAAAGGAUGAGAAGAAGCUAGAAGAUACUGACCCAACGUACAAAAGGAGACGAAAAGUCUGCAGUUAUUUGGAAGAGGCAACCAACUUCUCCAGUCAGAGUGCGUCCUGUGUGGGUGAGGGGAGGGGGGUUAAGGAGAACAAGGUCCGCUCCAUGGCCAGCCAACUCCUGUCCAAGUUUGAGGAGAGCAACCCCAGCUUCACCCUCCGGAGACAGUCUCAGUGUGAUUGGGGUUCUGAGAGGGCCCCUCGGCCACGCUCCAUGGACAUGACUGAGACCCCACGCUUCACCAACCUCAGGCAGCAGACCCCACUCAACCCUCCCCCCAAGACACAGUUUCCGUCUGCAACCUGUGCCAAAUUUGCAGCUGAGUGCUUCGCUCGGCCCCCACCACAGCCUCCUCCCAAACCCAAGCUCUCUCCCCAGCUCCAAGCCCAGCUUCAGUCUCAGCACCAGCCCCAACCCCAACCCCAGUUCCAGCCCCAACCUAAGCUCCAAACCCCAUCCAUCCCAAAUCCCACCCUCAGGAAGGUCAGACAGGCUGAUCAGACAUAUGCUCAGACGCAACCUCAGACGCUUCCUCAAAAGCCAGAGAGCACAGAGUACCCUGGCUACUCUUCCUCCUGCCACUCAGCGGUCCUAGCCAUGUCUAGAAUGCUCCAACGCCUUCAGGAAGUGGAGGAAAAGAUCACCCAGAAGAAAGCUCAGACCCAGAAUGCUAGAGAGUUUCAUAAUAAAAGUAUCAAGGAGAAAGCGGUCCACCUGAGAGCACUGUUCUCUGGGGAUGUGACCUCUACGUCCCAGCCUGGAUCUGCUGAACAGACCAUUCCCUCUCCUCCCAUCCUCCCUGCUCCCACUCCUAAAGUCACUUCCCUCCUUUGUCCAGAAAUCACCCUUUCUACCUUCUCACUCCCUCAAACCAUGUCUUCACCCUCAUCCAUUCUACUCCAACUCAAGACCAGUCAAUCUGGGGCACUAGAUAUGCAGCUUUGUAAGAAGGAAAUGCAAAGAGAUCCCUUGAAUGAGUCACAUGUGUGUCACAGCAGUGGCUCCACAUAUAUAUCCCAACAACAACGCACUGCAAUACUACAACCAAAGCCAGAACCUGGUUUUAAUAACGUCAAACAGAGGACGGUGGGGAAGGUGUCUCUGGCUAUAGCAGCCAGGGCUGAGACGCUGGUCACCCUCUAUGAGACUGACCACAGGCCUAAAGCCUCCUCCCCCUGUUCACCCCCAGCCUCUGCGCCUCUGUCUCCGGGUUCCUUGCGGAGGGAGUUCCCCGGGUCUGGUGACCAGUGUCACUCCUGUCAGAAGCGUGUGUACGUGGUGGAAAGGAUCAGUGCUGAGGGACUUUAUUUCCACAGGGAGUGCUUUCGCUGUGACACCUGUGGCUCCAUCCUGCGCCAGGGAGGCCAUGCCUUCGACUCUGAGCAGGGCAAGUUGUACUGCAAGCUGCACUUCACACAACGUAAAAAUGGAAUGAACCAUCGGAGGACAUUCAAUUCACAUCUGGGUCAGAAUGGAGCCGGGGUUCAGGAGGGAUCAGAGACACAGACUCUCAACUGUGACCCAACAGAAGGACGGCAGAGCCAGUCACCAGGUACCAUCAGCUCCCGCCUGAGGAAGUGCCUGAGCUGGCCCCUGAGUGUGACCCGGGCUGUGUGUGACUCCCCCCGCCUCCUGUCUCGCUGGGUGCAUGGUACGGCCCAUGCUGUGGGCCUCCACUUUAGAGCCAAUGUGGAGGACUAUGUCUUCCUGUAUGAGCUGCUGAGCCUGGGAGUGCCCCUGCUGUUCAUGCUCCAGGAGGUGCUGCUGCAGAUGUACUCUGAAACCGGGCCUAUCUCCCAGUCCAUCCAGCCCCUACUGCUGUGGCUGGAGGAACACCUAGGCCAUAGGUUCAUGUAGAGGCCCACCAGGGAGGGAAGCUUAAUCCUAAUCCUAACCCUAUCCCUAUCCCUAACCUUCAUGCAAUAGGGUUUGAAGCCUGGCCGAACAUUAACUGGCGUAUCUUGCAUUUGUGCCAUGUCAUAUGAUGGCAAGCUACUGUUUGACCAUGUGUACAAGCACCUUGUUAAUAUUUUCUCACAGAAUAUGUAGCUGUCAGUGCAUUAGAUCUAGUCCUACACCAACCAAAGAACAAAUAACAUUUUCCAAGUGGUAGCUUGGUUUGUGAUACGUGCAAUGUUUUCAUGAACAUGACAUUUUUCUUUAUGAUGAGGGGUAAUGUGCUGUACAUGGUUUCAUGGUGGUCUAAAUCAUUUACGGUAUGUGGUUGAUAUGACUGCUGAAAUCAUCCAAUCUAUAUUGCUCUAGAGUUGAGUCUUUCAACAACUGGCUGUCAAAGUCGAGCCAGUUUUUACAUGGCUUAACUCAGGUUAUGACAGAUUUUUUUGUGUGGAAAAAGUAAUCUAAAUGAAAAGACUGACUUGAAGCACUUUAACUUGGGGAGCUGCCUUGACCUGUGGCUGAUGCCUGAUGAAUGGUGUGGGAGUUAAUGGCUGCCUAAUGGCUGUCCAGGUCUUGGAUAAUGACUAGUGCUGACACUGCACGUUUACUAAACCCUGCUGAACUCACAGGUCAGGGUCGGGAUCUGGGUCGGGGGACAACGUGGAUCUGUGCUCGACAAGGUUUUCUCAUCUUUUUUUCAAUUUCAAUAUUGUUUGACACAAAUUAAAAUGUUAGUUUUUAUUGUAAGAUCUCGUAUGACACCGUGACCAUAGUGUACUUUCGCUACACAUUAUGAUAACUUUUAUUGCUUUAUUUUAUGGCCCAGUGCCUCCAGUAUUUUUGUGCAUUGUCUGUUAUACUUAAAAAGGGGAAAAGGUUUCAUGAACAUGGGCUUUGGUUUACUACUCCAGUUCAUGGACUGUUUAAUGCUUACUCAUUGCUGCCACCUGUUGGUGAAACAGAUGCAAGGCCAAAUUCUAUUUACUGUAUGAUCAGGUGGAAUAAGAGACAAUCUUCUAAAGAGUUGUUGUAUGCUUGUAAUAGAUGAGGUUCUUCUUCAUUUUUAUUAUUUGUACAGGUCUAUUUCACUUCAAUAUGUUUUUCAGAAUGUUAAGAAUAUUGCUGAAUUGAAUUGUUCAGAAGGACUGAAUCAGACAUGAUAACACAGGCUAUGUUUGAAUGCUGUGGUGUGUAUGUGCUUGCCACUCAUCUCACUGUUAAUAACCAUGUUAAGUAUGAUAGCAGGAUAUCAGCUUUAUUACCAAUACAAAUUCCAAAGAUACAGUUGGUGCACUUUAAAAAUUAGAAGUGUUUUCAGCCCUAACCAGAAGUUACAUCAUUCAUGCAGUACACUUGUACAGUGCUAAAUUGCAUGUUGUUGAAUAGCACAAUCUCAUGUUAUCUAACAAUUACAAAGUUUCUAUGCAUUUGAACUGGAUUUGAUCCUUCCUCUGAUUUUUCUCUAUAUUCUAACCUACUAUAUUUCCUUCCUUUCAUUUCUAUUCUUGUUCACUUGGAAGUCUAUUUUCAACUUUCUGAUGAUGGGCCUCCUGAUUGGUUAGGAGACAUGCCAUUCUGAAGGUGAUCACCUGCAUGGUCACAUGGUUUUGUGAACAAUGUUUUGGAGUGGAUGCUUUGUUAGAUUAGUCCAAUUACUGUCAGCAUUUCCACACACAAGUAAAAAAUGCUUCUAACCCCUGUGUUUGAGCUACCGACUGCAGUUUUUAGCAUAGGAUUUUUCUAUUUCGUCUGCAUCCACCGAUAUUAAACCCCAAAAACGAUUCUUCUCACAAAAAUGUCUAAUCUACAAACUAUUAUGACCGUACUCUGAAAGGCUGAGAUUCUCACAAACACGUAAAUGUAAUCUGGUCUGCUCUAUGACGCUCAUAAGCCAAUCAAGAGUUGUUUGGAGGUAAGAGGUUCUUCUUAGUAGAUCAUAGGAAAUCUCAGGACAUAGUGUCUAUAAACUCACAUAGUUGCUGUCACAAACUCCAUACUCCACACAGUUGUCACUGACUAGUUGGAUAUUAAUUUCCCACUAAGCAAACCAUUUUUGAAUUUACAAUUGUAAUUAUUAUAUACUCAUCUUUAAUCAGCUUUUUUUGGGGCUGGACCUUGUUUUUUUUAUAGACAUUUGUCAAUAAAACUCAUGAAUGCAACUGUUUAUGUCAAAUGUUAUGUUCUACUUGUAGCCCUGGUUGUCCUGAAAAUAACAUGGUAGAACACGUCAAUGUGAGGCUAAAUAUGUGGGAUUCCCUGGAACCUAUGAAGUUAUUAAACUACUAAUGUCUGUGUCCUGCACCCCCAGCAGAACCAUAACUACAGCACACACUUGUUAUAGGUUGAAACGCAUCAUAAUACCAUGAUGUUCAGUCACACCUUCUAAGAGACUGUCUUUUCAGUGUCUGCAUGCAUAACCAGGAAACUGUGGUGUUCGGACUGCAUUGGUCUUCCCGAGUGCAUGUUGAACGAUUGACAGACAGCUUUCUGUCAUGUAAAGGCAUGCCACUUUUUCUCCCAUCUUUUGCCAUCUUUCUUUCUCUCUUCCAGACGCUGUCACCCAGGAUAACUUUUUCGUGACCCACACAAACAAAGGGAAUGAAUCUCCCAACAGGUUCAUAGCUCAUGUUGUCUUAAAUGAAUACAUUGAACAAUGUUUUAUGGGACUUCAAAUGCAGCCUGCUUUUCUCAUGGAGAUUCUGUGUUGCUUUAUGUAUGACCUAAAGCAACAAAUGUAAAUAAAGUGAUUUGUCAUCUUGA
Oncorhynchus nerka (sockeye salmon) is the source of this 6834-nucleotide messenger RNA. RefSeq names its product F-actin-monooxygenase mical2b-like. The record is from RefSeq and is a predicted model, not a curated record. Bases 142 to 4032 code for a protein of 1296 amino acids. The transcript is spliced from 26 exons. NCBI's taxonomy places the organism in Eukaryota, Metazoa, Chordata, Actinopteri, Salmoniformes, Salmonidae. Gene Ontology annotation, molecular function: protein binding; FAD binding.